This is a messenger RNA of Hylaeus volcanicus, 2055 nucleotides long. RefSeq names its product venom serine protease 34-like. Bases 136 to 1308 code for a protein of 390 amino acids. The record is from RefSeq and is a predicted model, not a curated record. The transcript is spliced from 8 exons. Gene Ontology annotation, molecular function: serine-type endopeptidase activity. Lineage: Eukaryota; Metazoa; Arthropoda; Insecta; Hymenoptera; Colletidae. Gene Ontology annotation, biological process: proteolysis.
UUCGCGAUGCGAAUAAAAACGUCAGGAAUUCGCGCAAACAUAGACAGAUCGCGGCGAAAGUUUCUUUGAAAUUUCACCCGGGCAUUUCCUCGCGGAUUUUUGGCGUUGAGCUCAAACUACGAUUGAUUCGACGCUAUGACGAAAGCGAUAUGGUUGCUUGGCUGGCUAACGCUGUUGAUCGCAUCCAGACACAGCGAGGGCCAACAAUGCAAUUAUUACCAAGAUAUGAUCGCUGGUACCACGUACUACGUUUACAACCCGAGUUAUCCGAAUUACUAUCAAGGAUCUCAGUCGUGCAUCUGGACCCUGAGGAGCCCCACUCGAAUCAACUUCACCUGCUCUGUAUUUGAGUUACCAGACACCCCGAACUGCGUCGGGGACAGAAUGGCCGUCCAAAUAAGUCCAGACACCACUCAACUGUACUGUGGCUCGAAAACAUUCAGUGUGGAGUCUGAAAGUGAGGAGAUGAUCAUCACGUUUACAGCGUACGGAUGGACACGGGGUCGAUUCCUUUGCAUAGCGCGAACUACCACCGUUGCCGAGCCUUGUCGAUGCGGAUGGAAGAAUCCUUCUAGAAUUGUUGGUGGCACGGAGACAGGGGUGCACGAGUUUCCUAUGAUGGCUGGGAUGGUGGACGCUACAACACGACGCGUGUACUGCGGUGGUACCAUAAUAUCCCCUUCGCACGUGGUGACGGCAGCUCAUUGCAUCGUAAACAGAAAUAUCACGACGAUUGGAGUUGUGGUGGGCGAACACGACCCAUACACAGGGACAGACACGAAUGCCACGGUGCUGUAUCGCGUCAAGAGCGUCAUCAUCCACCCGGAGUACGUUCGCGAAUUGUUCCUGAACGACAUAGCUGUCGUUGAACUGGAUGGGAAGAUACGUUUCAGUAACGAGAUUGGCCCCGCUUGUCUACCCUUUCAACAUUCGCCGGACACUUUUGGUGGCGCCUACGUCGAUUUAUUGGGCUGGGGAUCGACGGAUUUCGGCGGACCACCGUCCAGCACCCUCCAAAAGGUCACGGUAAGCGUGAUCACGAACCUCGAAUGCUCGGCUAUCUAUCCUACCAUAAAUAUAAAUAGAGAUACGAUAUGCACCUACGGGAAAGGAAAGGACGGAUGCCAGAUGGACAGCGGUGGGCCAGUUCUGUGGCAGAAUCCCACGACCAGGCGAGUUUCACUCGUGGGAAUUAUCAGUCAGGGUAGCGGUUGCGGAAUCUCGGCCGGCGUGAACUGCAGAGUCGGCGGUUACGUGGAUUGGAUUGCCUCGGUAACCCCAAACACCAUUUACUGCAUGGUCGAAUAAACAAACCGUACCUGAUCGUUUCGCCUCGAUUUGACGCGGCGUCGACUGCGCAACUGAUCGUCCCAAUAAUUUCGUUGACGGAACAACUCGCAUUCUACGCAAGCGGAUUCCCUGUUUUUAUACAGUUAACACAGUUAGUGUAUUCUUCCUAUGGAAGCGACGUAACGUCAUCCGAAUCAAACGGUCGAAGCUACGUCAAUCCAUAGGCCAGUCCCCAGGGGCAAAAUAAUAUUGGCAAAGAGAGUAGACGAUUGAACGACGUCCUUAUCGAUACGAACUUUCUGAAUAUUAAGUGAUCAGGCAACGUGGUAUUAUAUAAAAGUUUACGUAUAUAUUAAGGUCUCUAUACACAUAUAUGUACAGAUAUGUAUAUAUAUAUAAUGAAAUAAUAAUAUAUAUAUAUAAUAUAUAUAUCUAAAAUGUAUAUAUGUGUAUAUAUAUAUAUAUGUACAGAGAACUUAAUAUAUACGUAUCUUUGAAAAGAAUUAGAGGUACUACUUACUCGAAUAACCUUCUAUUAUUAUCAAUAAUGGGCGAGAUAAGCGUUGAAGGAAGUGUAUGAAGUGACGCACACUAUUUUUUGUAGGUUUCCCUAUAAAUUCACAUGUAAAUGCUCACCUUAAUGCAACAAGAUUCUUCUAAUUAUCUAUGGGGAUUGGCCUCGAGAUUGGAUAUGACCGGAGCUUCUAUCCGUUAUCUAAAAUUAAUGUAUACUCGCGCGAAUACAUUUACGUUCGUUAUAUUAAA